AUGGCUCACUCCUCGGCCGCCAACGGCCCUGGCUACCAAACAUACGCAGUUCCUCUGGCUGGUGGAAAGAGGAAGCGAGCUACUGCGAACAGCCAGUCAGAAUUGGCUGAACCCAAUGCGACUCCCAUCGCAGCGCGUUCGAAGAGGAGUCGCCCCAACGAAAAGGAGUACAACGCCAAGUAUAUGGCUGAGAUGUGCUUCAGCGCGUACAAGGCGCGCUUACACAUCGCCGGCUAUUCGCAGUAUACUGCCGACGUUGCGAACGACUGGCGAGAGGAUCUUGUCGAGUUGUUCAGCCACGCCGCGUUGAAAGGAACCAUCAAGCAGAAUGCAGCGGCUCGUCAUGUCAUCCCUCGUCUGACAACUCUCAUCCCUCAAAAGAACGAAAAGAAGGGCGCGCUUGUGAAGGACUUUGCGAAGCACUACGAGACUGUGCGAAAUGACAUGAUAGUCAUCGACAGAGUCAUGGGAAAUGGCUUCAAGGUCAACGCACAAUCCAUCGUCGAAGUACGCGAGUGUCUCAACGGCCUACACUAUACUCUCGCCAAAGGAGAGCAAUGGCGCAACGUCAUGCCUUACAUAUCGCUGCCAAUAUACCGGCUCCGAGCCCUCCGCGACCUGAUAAAGUACUCACGGUCGCACCACCUCCUCGGCGAUUUGGUCACCAACAUUGAAGAAAUGGAAGGCUGGCUCAGCCCGCCACCUGCGAGCUUUAUCUUCCCAACCGGGUCGAUCGACGAGACGAUGGAGACGUUGCGGAAAGCAACCGAGGACAAGAUUGCGAGGACCAGCAUCGGCCCCGACGCACAGCAGAUGGCAGAAUACCGAGCGCAAAAGGCCGAAGCCCUACGUCUGCAGAAGGAGGAACGGGCCCGUCAGCAAGAGAAGCAACGUCUUGAAGAAGUCCAACGAGCCCAAGCGGAACGAGAGCAGCUAAAGCAACAGAUCAAGUCGCUUGAGAUGACCGCCGCGAAGGAACGCGCUCAAGAGAGUGUGAAGAAGGCCGCAAAAGCUGCAGCAACGGCUCAACGCGAGAAAUCGUACCAGGACCAGAUUUCGCAACAAACGACUGAGAUCAACAGACUCAAGACCGACCUAGCCAACUUGUCUGCGAGGCAGGGAGCCCAAAAGAAGCCCGAAGCCACUUCGACAUUGUCGCUUCCAGCUACUGCAGGAAAGAGCGGCACUUCAAUGAACUCUUCUUUCAGUAGUAAUCAGACUGCCAACAGUAGCUUCUACCAGCCACAGAGCUCUCUAGACACUUCCUUCGGAAGCUCUGUGAACGUUGGGUCAUAUGGUCAGCCAGGUUCAUUCGGCCAGGUAUCACAACAUCCUACGCCGAAAGACGACGACGUUCAAAUGACGGACUCUCGAGGAUUCGAUAGCUCGCAGCAACACCCGGGCUUUGGUCCGGUCGAUUUCUCCACGUCAAUUACACGCGGUGUGGGCCAGUCAAACCCCUUCAAUACACGUGUUACCAAUGGCGCUCCCUCACAUCCAUUUGGAAUGUCAGCCGGCGACGGUAACUUCACGGCGGCUUGCCCAGCAUACAAGAACGGGACCUGCACAUUAGGCAGGAGUUGCAAACUACCCCACACCGCAUGCAAAUUCUGGUUGAGCGGUAGUUGCAGAUUCGGUGGGAGAUGUAAACACAGCCACGAUCCUUUCUUCCUCACAGAAGCGGCAUCAAAAGGCCAGUCAAAGCAGUUUCCACGGGCUGACCAAAUGGUUAUCGAUCCUGUCUCUGCACCACGAUCCAGCAACUUUUCCCAAACGAAUCCCUUUUCCAGUCACCUGCCGGGUGGUUCAAAUCCUUUCGGUGGGCAGAUGAAGGGAGAUGGGCGAUCUACCUUGCAACCUAAGCAGCAAGACCAGACUUUUGGCUUUCACAACAGCAACAGCAAGAACCUGUUCGCCCAAGCUACAUCACCAGCGCCAGUAAUAGACAUCAUAAACCACAUCCAAGCCAUCCAACAAAACUGGUUCAUCCACCCCGCGACCUCAGAAGAACCCAUCCUUCCACCCUCACUCCUCGCCGGCGUCCCAAUCAACUGCCUCCCGGCCCCAAUUAUCCAAGCCAUCCACGAACUCUCGACACUAACAAUCGGCCAACGAGACCGAGCGCACAACCUCCUAAACACCUACUUCCAAGCGCGCAUUCGCGAAGGCUCAUACAGCGGAAAAUCCCAAAGGAUCUUCGCCAUCUUGGAACUCAGUGAUGUCAAAAAGGCAUGUGAGAGUUUACGAAGAAUGAGCCGAGGCCGCGAAAUGCAAGGGCCCGUUCCAAUCAAAGAAGAUGAAACGAGGAAGAGGAAAUACUCGAUUAGACAGGAGAUGAAUGCCGUUACUGCGGAUGAAGAAGACGAAGACGCACAAAGAUUAGCGAAACGACUGAAAGAAGAACUCUGUGUCAUCUCCGAAGACAACAACACUACCAACAACAACAACAACGAGCCUAGCACGCCAAUUUGCAUCAACUUCGACGAUAUACCCACGCCCCCGGAUUCCCAAGCAACGAUAACGGCAACACUUCCUUCGACGACCACCACACCCCAGACGCAGCGCCGCUCCCGACCCCCUCCGAUUGUCAUUGCUGAAAUCCCCACGCCUACUGCUACGUCGCCUGGCAUCGUUCCACCGUUCUCGUCUUUCACGCCCCUGUUCAAUAGCCUAGCUCGGGAAUUUGGAGGAGAUCCGGAUACGCCUUGUCCGUUACGGUAG
Molecule: messenger RNA, 2721 nt
Organism: Alternaria incomplexa
Lineage: Eukaryota; Fungi; Ascomycota; Dothideomycetes; Pleosporales; Pleosporaceae
Exons: 4
Coding region: 1-2721 (906 amino acids)
Molecular function (GO): metal ion binding
Source: RefSeq, a predicted model, not a curated record